GCCGACUUUUGCAGUGCGGCAAUUCGCCUACGUGGGCAAAUCCCUGAAACGUGGCGAGCAAAGAUACAUGGAUGCUUAUUAUCAAACAUGUCCACAAGUGAAUUGGCACGACACGUGUCACUCACCCACGACCUGUGUGCUUCUCUUCUCUUGAGCAAAACCAAACCAGUCAAUAAUCUCAUAGCAUCAAUAUAUAUCACACACCCUCUCCUUACCACCCUUUCCCUCUAUGUUCGGUUCGGUUCCUCUCUCUCUCUCUCUCUCACGAUGGACGUGGAUUCAGAUAAACGCUCUUCUUCCUCUUUCUCUUUUUCUUCUUCUCCUUCUUCUUCGCCGUCGUGUGCCUCGGAGGAGGAGAUUGAGGCGGCGGAGACUCUUGCUCACUUGGCACUCCGCCAUGUUGAUGAUAAAUGUUGCACCACCGCUGCCAAUAACGCCAUACGUCACUCGCCGACUCCUCACACUCUUAUCACCCCUGCGGGCCAAGGUGUUGCAGGUCAGCAGCAGCUAGAUGAGAAGAUGGAGCAUGAUGACUGUUUGGGACCUGUGAAGGUGGAGCAGGAUGCUGAAUUACCUACUAGGACUACUACAAGCCACUCUUCAGUUCGCUGUAGCAAGUCGAGGCGUAAUUUGACUGAGGAGGAAAAAGAAGCGCGGAGGAUACGCAGGGUGUUGGCAAAUAGAGAGUCAGCUAGGCAAACAAUUCGCCGUAGACAGGCUCUGAGUGAGGAGUUAACCAGAAAAGCUGCCACUUUACUUAUGGAGAAUGAAAACCUAAAGAGGGAGAAGGAGUUGGCUUUAAAAGAGUAUCAGUCUUUGGAAACUACAAAUAAGCACUUAAAGGCUCAAAUAGCCAAGUCAAUAAACACUGAAGUGCAGAAAACUCCUGUUGAGCAGGAGUCAUCUGUGGCUGAGGUAGCACCUGUGUAUGGCAAUAGUCCAUGGUUUCUUUAUAACCAUUUUCCAGUUACACAGUUAUUUUGGCCCUCCAUCCUUCAGUCUCCUAGUCCAGUUCAAUUACAACAUACACCAUUUAAUUCGAUUGCCAUUCCACCAAAUGUUUAUGUGCCAUGUUCUUCUGAGUCUGAAUCACAUCACAAGCAAAAUAACCUUAUUGACAAUCGAACGCAAAAUCCAUUGUACAUGUUUCCAUGUCCUUGGUUACACCCUCUCCCAGAAUUUGGAAAUGGACAGUCACCACCUUCCACUAGCUUGAAAGAUAAACUUGAUAAACCUCCUGGUAAAAAUUGUCGUACUAGUUUAUCAUUAAAUACAGCGGCAAACGUGGAUUAUCAACCAGCUCCACCUAUCAAACUUAAAACAGAAGCUUCUGGCUUGACAGAAGCCAGAUCAGUUAAUGGCCCAGUACACGCAACUCCAAGUUUUUCUUUGGAUGGAGGUGAGCAGAAAUCAAAAUGUCACAUUGUAGAAAAGUUUAGACGACCGGCACUUGGUUGUAACGGUCAUGCUUCUGCUGUCAAGCAAGAACCAGAGCUUCAGUUACAUUCUGCUCCCAACACUAAGGCAUCUUCAACAGCUUCUCAUACUGCAGCUUCUUCACUGGAAAGGGAACAAGAACAGUUCACAUCCCUAGGUCAAAAUCUAGUGGAUGCAGUUGCUGCAGGAGAGGCAAGAAAGAGGAGAAAGGAACUAACAAAGCUAAAAAGCAUCCAUAAUCUCCAGUCCCGGAUGGAGUGUUGACUUCUCUAAUAAACUUGGUUAAAUAGUUCAAAAAGGGAGCAAAAGUUCAUCCAUUACAGAUUUUGAAGCUUCAAUGAUAAAUAAGUUUUUGGAAGUUGAGCUGAAUACAGGUUAACUAAAUCCAUUGAUGGCCUUAGAAGGAAGAGAAUUGAAGUCCAAAAUCCAAAUCAUGUACAGCACUGAUGACAUUAUAGGUUUAAGUUUUUCUUCAUUAAUCUUGCUUGUUUCUUUUUUUAUUUACUUCCUAUACUGGGAAUUUUGUUUCCCUCCCAGGGAAGAGAAAGGGUAGGGGAAGUUGGUUUUUUAAAGUGGUGAAACUGAUCAAAUUUUUUAUUGGUCAAUUUUAUGAUCCGGAUUAUUCAACUUCUAACGUUGUUUCUGAGCAGACAGUCUAAAUUUCUCUUCCCAUUAUCUAAAGCAAUUAACUAACAUAAAUUUACACUACAGGAGAAGAAAGAA
Messenger RNA from Lotus japonicus, 2160 nucleotides. RefSeq lists its product as uncharacterized. The transcript has 6 exons. Gene Ontology annotation, biological process: regulation of DNA-templated transcription. Gene Ontology annotation, molecular function: sequence-specific DNA binding; DNA-binding transcription factor activity. Gene Ontology annotation, cellular component: nucleus. NCBI's taxonomy places the organism in Eukaryota, Viridiplantae, Streptophyta, Magnoliopsida, Fabales, Fabaceae. The coding region runs from base 88 to 1701 and encodes 537 amino acids. The record is from RefSeq and is a predicted model, not a curated record.